AUGAAACAGAAAAAGCAGGUCAAGAAAAAUACGGUCUUCUGUUAUCCAGUCAUAGGAUCAGAUUCUUCAUACAUUAAGUAUGUCAAAGUAGAGUCUCCAGAAGCAACAUCUGUUGUUUUGUGCCCAGAUGAGUGUUCUAUGUAUGCAACAAAUGAUAGUGGUAUGAAAGUCGCGAUCCAAUUUCCUUCAGUUCUUUCUAUCACAACAGACUUCCUUUCGAUUCUUCGCUCUUUGCUCUCUUCGUUUUCAUACAACUUCCUCGCAAAGCUUUCCACAAUUCGCAAGCCCGUUUAUCUUACCAAGCUCCUCUCCUAUCUUCCUGUACUCUAUCCUCAACUGUAUCCGUCCAUCUCUGACUCCUCCUCAUCUAUAUCAAGCAAAGAAGCCAUCAACCAAGUUGAAAGUAUGAUCGAAGGGUCGGAGAGUGCUCAAAGUAGCACAGCAGACAAUCAUCAAAACGGCACAGCAAACUCGACCAUCAACUCAGAAAAUGGUUUGAAACAAGAGGAAGACAACUCUGUGGAUGAAAUGGAUAGCGACGACAAUCUGGGUUCCGAGCUUUCCUUUCUUUAUUCCUGUCUUUCCAUGCAUCCCAUCCCCGAAUCCGUAGUUGCCUCGAUCUCUGCCUCAAUUCCUUCGUUUGUUCAAUCUCAGCCAUUUCCCCAUCAGAUCUUAGCGCUUUCGUGGAUGUUGAGUCGUGAAGGGCUUCAUCACGAUUCUUCCUCCCCAUCCAAUCCGUCUCUUCAUCCCUUGUUCUCCUCCUGGCCGCCCGAUCCCACAUUGUAUGUAUCGCCGUGGACAGCAGUGUUUACACGAGAAUUCAUCCCGAAUGAGACGGUUCGGAAGGGAGGAGUUCUCUGCGAUACGAUGGGACUGGGCAAGACCUUUGAGAUGAUUUUGCUGAUUCUGAUGCACCCGAGAGAUUCCCAGCCCAUUGUGAAGAAGGAAGUUGCUUUGGGAAACGAAAGAAAAGAGAUAAUGUCUGAAAGUGAUUCGAUUCGGUGGAGUGCACCGAACAAUCAGCGAAAGCGAGCGAGGAAACUUAGAGAUGAGGAAUUUUCGAUGGAUAAUGAGGAUUCUUGGGAUGCGAAAAGAGGCAAGAAUGUUUAUUAG
Messenger RNA from Blastocystis hominis, 1113 nucleotides. RefSeq lists its product as hypothetical. NCBI's taxonomy places the organism in Eukaryota, Bigyra, Opalinata, Blastocystidae. Bases 1 to 1113 code for a protein of 370 amino acids. The record is from RefSeq and is a predicted model, not a curated record. The transcript has 5 exons. Gene Ontology annotation, molecular function: ATP-dependent chromatin remodeler activity; ATP binding.